AUGAGGUUAAUCUAUGGUGGGUAGGUGUUAAAAACUAUUAUAUGGUAAUUGUUUUUAGUGAUGAUUUGCUUCGAUUGUUAGAUUUCUUUGCAAAUUUUAAUAAGGACUUUUUUUCAUUCGAAUUCAAUAUUUAUUGUAAAUGGAUACUACAGAAUCUACAAAAGUAACAUCAUCCGCUAUAGAGUUUUAUAAUUUACCAAUAGGUACAGAUAGGAAUCAAGUUUAUAAGGAGUUUGGUCAAUUUGGGGAAAUUUGCAAAUUAUAUAUUAAUAAUUCAGAGGGAUAUGGGAAUGUGUACUUUGUAUCUGAAAAAUGUGCUCAAGAUGCUUACAAUAGCCUGAGUAUCAAUUCUAGGCUAAAUAUUGGAUUAAAACCACCGGUAGCUGCAAUUGUUCGAAGGAAAGUAAAACCGGAGCAAUCUGAAUCAUCAGUUAGUAGUGAUUUAAAUUCCUUUACAAUGUAUCAAGAUUAUGACGAUGAUUUUCUGGCCUCAGAAGGCCCAUCCCUUGUUGAUGUUUUUGGAAAUCCAAUUACUACUUUACAAGAUGACGAUGGAACAAUUUAUGUUCCAAUAAAACAAAUUAAAAAGAUGGGUGUAAAGUUUUUUGACGCCAGUAUGUAUCCUCCACCAGGAUAUAAACUUAAAAAUAAUAAAGCCAUUAUUGAACAGUUUGAGUUAUAUAUGCAACUCAAAGCCAGAAAAUUUUUAAUACAGAAUAGAAUCGUUUUAGAUGAAAGUAUUGUGAAUGAUAGCAUUGAAAGCUGUAAGAGAUCUGUUUUCGAAAGUAGUUACAAGCAAAAUGAUCUUAGUCCAAAUCAGCUUACAAGAAGUAUGAGAAAUAAUCGGGGCCGAUCCAUGCAAAACAAUGAACUUGAAGACUCUUAUAAACGGAGUCAAAGUAGAAAUCGUAGAAAUAACCAAAAUGCAAACAGAAAUCAAUUCAGAAACGAAAAUCAUCAACCACAACCGCAGCAACAUCAAUCACGACACGUUGAUUUUUCCUUUUCACCGAAUCAACAAAAAUCAAGCAAUAAUAAUUACAAUAACCGAAAUCAAUUUGCUAAUAAUGAUCAAGCAUCUCAAAUGCGACGACCCAGAACAAAUCAGAUAAAAAACGUUCAGCAAAAUAUUAGUCACUUAAAAGAUGAGAAAAAGCAGGAAUCUUUUGUUCAAAAUCGAACUAAAUCUGAUAAUACUACAAAUUGGAAUUCUGAAACUAAACCCAGCAUUUCAGAGAAAGUAACUGGAGUAAAAACUACUCCAAUUGUUUCACCUUCAAAUGAUAACAACACAGAAGAUAUUUCAAAUAUUAAAACAAAGGAAACUAUAAAAUUAGUGGAGUUAGAACUAAGAAAGGAUUUGAUGGUAGCAGUGCAACAUGUGGAAAGCGAUUCUGUUGGCUGGGUAACAUUGGAAGAUAAUGAAGAAAUAUUACAAAAAAUUACAAUGGAUAUAUUAGAGGAAGUUCAGAACGCCAAUACAGUAAAACCUAUUGUGGGCGGCAUUUAUGCUGCAAUGUUCGAUAGUCUUUGGUUUAGAGCAGUCGUUCAAGAAGUCUUGCCUUCUUUAAAAGUUCAUUUUAUUGACUUUGGAAAUACUUCUACAGUUUCGGAAGUGAAACAACUUUCUGAAAGAUUACAGUCUAUUCCCGCACAAGCCAUCAAAAUUAGAUUGAAAACCUCGUCAAAGAAAAAAUUGAAUGUUGAUGACAUAUUCAAAAUUAAACCAAUAUUAAAGGAGGACAAUAACACGUAUGUGAUUGAGGUGGUUAAUAAUGAAGUCAAUCAACAUAUGCCCCCGGCGAAAUUCAAGACCGAUGAACCACUACCAAAAGAUAUAGAGAUUGAAAAUGAAUCUUUAAGUAUUUCAUCUGCUUCUGAAAAUAUUGACAAGACUACACCUGGAAGUAUUAUUUAUCAUAUUUCACCGGGUGAAAGCGGUGCAUUAGAAGUAAACGAUAUCAUGGAUAACGGUCACAUUGUUGCUUUCUUUACAACUGAGAAAUUCGUAGAAAAAGUAUGUUCAUUAGAUACUUUAAAGCCUGGUAAAGAGCUGAAUCAGGCGACCGUUGGAGAUCUUGUGGUGGUUAACUAUGAAGAAUCCUAUGCAAGAGGGCGCAUAGUCGAAAUCAAAGAUAAAAGGUUCAAAGUAGCCUUAAUAGAUUACGGGACUAUUUUGGAGACUAAAGAUGUAAAAAAGUUACCUUCCGAAUUCUACAAAAUUCCGGAAUUCACAUGCGUAUGCAUCGUAAACCCUGGAUUAAUGAGUGACAUCAAACUGGGUAUGACAAUAAACGUAACAGUACUUCCUAAUAACAAAGUGAAGUUACUGAAUAUGGGGCUUGAUAAUAAAAAAAAUGAGGCGACCGUACUUCAGUGGAAUCCCGCGGAAAGUUUGGGAAUUGAUUUGGAUCAGAAGCAAUAUUAUUGGCGAGAUUUGGCCAAUUUUCAACUACAAGAUAAUACAGUUGUUGCAAUUUUUGCCGAAAAUGAUGGAUUUCUCAUGCUUAGAACGAGGGAAAGUAUAGCUAAACUGAAAGAAAUUUGCAACUAUUUGAAAAGCUAUAAAGCCGAACCAUUGGAUCGAAAACCACAAAUAGGAGAGUUACUGUUGCAUAUUCAUUCCGAUAAUGUAUUAUAUCGCGUGGUCACUACCGAAAUGAAGGGGGAUACGAUUGAUAUCCAUUUUAUUGACUAUGGUCAUUGGGACACUUGUACUGUCGAAAACUUGAGGAAAGUGGACAAAACGUUAGCCAGUUAUGAAAAUACUUUAAUUAAAACAAGACUUACAGGAUUCCAGAGUUUUGACAAGGCUCAAGUCGAAGAACUCAAAAAAUGCAAAGAGAACAAAGAAAAGUUCAAAGCAGUUUUUGUACGAGAAGAUAAAGAAGUUGAAUUAAAAUCUAUAGAUGGGGGUGCAAAUUUAUCCGACAGAUUAAAAAAAUUAACAACAAAAUCAACAUCCACACGAAAAGCAUCUUCCAAAACUCCCGAAAAAGAAAAAUCCCCAAAAGUUUCACCUACCAAGCGAAAAUCAUCAGUCGUAAAAGUUUCAGAGAUCCCUAAACCUGAACUACCUUCAGGGAAGCAACAAGUUAUUUGUUUAGCAACAAACAAUAUAAACGAAGGUAUUGUGGUAUUCUGUGAUACUGUAGUGGAAAUAUUAACCACAAUCCAAACUGCCAUUAAUGAAUAUAUGGAAAGUGACCCCCCACCUUAUCAACCUCAGGAAAGUUUAGAAGUCGUCUUAGCUUAUUUUGAAGACGAUUGGUAUCGAGCAAUGAACUUAUCAGAAAAAGGAGAAGAAAAUCAUGAGCUGCUAUUCAUAGAUUAUGGUAAUUGUGCUUCCGUAGAUCCUGCAUUUAUAAGAAAGAUACCUUCAAAUUUGGUGCAAUUUCCCCGAGUAGCACGGUUUUGCUACCUUAAAGAUGUCAAAGUUGAAAAUGAAGCAGUUUUAAAUGUAGUUAAAGAGCUUAUCUCGGAAAAUUCGAUGUACGAAGUAGAAUUCAUUAAUCAAGAGGAAGAUGGUGUUUAUAAUGUUAUUAUACCCUUAGUCAUGGACACUUUGAAGAAAAAAAAAUUGUUAUAGACGAAAGAUGAAUUAACAGAAUGUUUCGAUGGUGCAGCCUUUAUAGAAUCGUUUUUGAUCAAGUAACUGUUUUUUGUUGCAUUAGGGUAAGAGUUUAAUUUUAAGUGUAUCGUAUUUUUUUUUUUUUCAUAUUUUGUUUCAAAGCAAUUCUAAAAUGAAUUAUAUGACAUGAAGUAAUUUAAUCUGUGAACAAUUUUUUAUCAUUAAUUUUAAGAAAAACAUUUUAUGUUUCUAAUUUAUGUAUCUUAAAAAUUCAAUAUAUGUUAUUUUUAUGUCACGAAUUAAUGUUUUUAAAAUGUGAAGAUUUGGUUUUGUAUCUUUUCUUACAAAAAUUAUCUUUUAUACUUCCUU
Agrilus planipennis (emerald ash borer) is the source of this 3940-nucleotide messenger RNA. Its product is annotated as tudor domain-containing protein 1. Gene Ontology annotation, biological process: spermatogenesis. The transcript has 19 exons. The record is from RefSeq and is a predicted model, not a curated record. Gene Ontology annotation, molecular function: RNA binding. Bases 140 to 3589 code for a protein of 1149 amino acids. NCBI's taxonomy places the organism in Eukaryota, Metazoa, Arthropoda, Insecta, Coleoptera, Buprestidae.